UGGAGUUGUGAUCGGCCGUGGAUUCAGCAUCCCUGUCCUUUUUGCACCCGUCGCUACUAUCCUCUGGGGGUGCUGGGCAGAGCCAGGGAAUUCAAGGUUCCCAGGACUGGGUACUCAGAACAGGUCAGAGUCUAGUACGUCAGGGUAGAAGGAUCUUCAGGGAUUCUUACGGAGGAAGCUCUUAAUGAAAAACCAAUGUGAGGUGUUAAACCUACUCAUAGGUAGAGGGCAGGUGUGCAGGCUUUCUGCUCUGUGCCCCAGACCUGUGGUCAUUCUCCAGAUUCAUCCCUCCCUGUAUUUAUUGGUGUCAAAGAGACAAUCCUUGUGGGACACAUGAGGCCAUGAAGUUACUUUGGAGCAUUGCUGAUUUUAAUUACGGGAUUGCUGUGCCAUAAAAGUGUGGUGACAAUAGACUCUCUGGGCAGCACCCACCCAAAAGUCAGAACUGGGCUGCUAGGAAUGCAGAAAACAAGUAGGGAAUUGAAAGGAGACUUCGAAAGGCUUUAAAGGUGACACUAAGGCAAGGAACGGGGGCCUCAGAAAAUGCCCAGAGAUGGCAUAUUGCAAUUUCUUUUAUUUUUUAACUUUUUAAAAAAAUUUUUUAUUUUAGAGAGAGAACAUGAGCAGAGGAGAGAGGCUUCCGUGCUCAGGAGGGAGCCUGACAGGGAGCUUGAUCCAAUCACCCUGGGAUCCUGACCUGAGCUGAAAUCAAGUCAGGUGCUCAACCAACAGAGCCACCCAGGCGCCCCCACACUGGCAAUUUCUAAAUGCUGCCCAAGCAUUUAGAUGUUUUCUUUUCAAGAAGGAAGAAUGUUUGCCUAAUAAAAAAAAUUUUUUUUAAUUCCACCACGACCUAGUAGUCUCAGGGUCAGUUAACCUUGAUGGGAGAAUUACCCAGAAGCUUUGUUCUCGGUUCACAGGUGGUGGGCUCUGAACAGCCGGAAUGGAUGUGCAGGCACCUGGCAAGCAAACAAACCUUCCAUCUUGGUCCUGGCCCAGCUCUGCUUUCUCUCAGCCCAGGAGAGCGUGCCUUCAGCACAGACCAGCGCCAAGAGGGAGACGGGACUGCUGAGAGCUGGAAACGGGAUCCCACUCGAACACCCACGCCCCACAGAUCCCGGGUAUCCCGGAAGCAGUGCCGGCGUGCUUCCUGGGGAUUUGUGAGAUGCUUUCACCUGGGCUGGGGAGCCUCGGGGACAAUCACCGAUCAAAAUCAGCUGACUGUGCUCAGCUGCCCGUUAUGGAACGCCUCUGGGUCACGCAGCUGCCUGCACCUGAGCUACCCUCUCGGCGUUGCAAGCCCGCAGAUGGACCCUAAGAAGCCGGUGGCUGCUGAAGACCUUUGCCGUGAUUUUCAGCCGGAGACACUGCCAGCUGGUCCGAGACGACCUCGGGCUGCCCGCAGAGCUGCCGCAGCAUGGCGGGGAUGCUUUGCUAACGCUGCAGGAUGUAUUAACGGAAGAGAAAUGAGGCUCUUUCACGACGGGUCCCUGAGUUGUUUGGGGGAGGGUUGCAUCAAUCUGCCGGCAAUGCUUAGUAGUAAUAAAUGGGUUUAUGAUAUGCAUCUGGCUUGGUGGAGCCUGGGGGCUCGGACCACGUAAGGCUGGCCACGUGGCUUCAAUAAGCCUGCAGGACUGGCUCGCUCUAAGAGACUCCCACCACGAAUAGACUUUGGGUUCCUUCUGCUCAGGUUCUCUGCAUGUACACCGGUGAGGAUGUGGGACCUGUGUGACUCAGCAACGGGAGGACAAAGAAGAACUGCUCCUGAGAGUGCCAGACCCCUCCCCCUCUCCUGUGUCACACCCAGUGCCUGUGACAAGACUGAGAGUGACACUUCUGAAUCCUGUGAGCCCUGUCAGCAGCAGAGCGUUGAAGGUAAUUAAUGUGCAAUUAACACACAUUAUCUUUCGAUGCACCUUCAUGGUCUAUUCUUCAUGUCACCUAAACCGUCUGCUUGCUAAGUGCACUUGGUCGUUGGCGAUCAGUCUGGUGACCCGGAAAUGGGAAGGAAGGCUCGUUACCAGGGGAAUACUGAGGGCUCUCGGUUGUAAUUCUGUGGCCUCCAUAAACACACCGAAGAGAAUGCAGGUGAUUUGCUCAACCAGCACAUAAAUUGGAAAAGCACAAAGCCUCUCCCGCAGGGAAUCUGUCUACAGGGAAGUGAGCGGGGACACCGGAGAGCAGCUUUCUCAGGAGGAAGGCAGCUGGGAAGAGAGACGAGCACCGGGACAGAGCCCCGUGGAUGGGACAGAGGGAUGCACUCCGAGACCUGAAGAGGGAACCGCAGACUCUGCUGGCCAUUGACCACUCGCAGCCCUGGAGACGACAGAAACCUCCCUAAGUCAUUUAGGAUGAGAACUAGAAGUUCUAG
Messenger RNA from Suricata suricatta (meerkat), 2371 nucleotides. RefSeq lists its product as uncharacterized. Lineage: Eukaryota; Metazoa; Chordata; Mammalia; Carnivora; Herpestidae. The record is from RefSeq and is a predicted model, not a curated record. The transcript has 4 exons. Bases 882 to 1601 code for a protein of 239 amino acids.